CGGCCGACGUAGAUCUUUGCACCGCUUGUGACCGGAGAGCGACGCUGCAGCAUCACAGAGCGAUGGCGUCGCGCCGGCUGCUCUGCCUCGUCGCCCUCUGCACCAUCGGGAACGCGCUGCUGGCGCCCACCGUCCACAGGUGCAGCCUCACAAAUUGCCGCGCGAAGAGCGGCGGCUUCGGCGCCACGACGAACAAAGCGCCCUCGAAAAAAACAAAAGCGAAAGCCUUCACGAAGAAGCAGGCCCAGCUCGAGGCCGACCGUAUUGAGAAGGCGCCCGCGCGCUGCCCCUGCCACCCGGGCCUGGAGUAUCAAAAAUGCUGCGCGCCCUGCCAUGCGAAGACGACCACGGCGGCGACGCCCGAAGCGCUACUACGGAGCCGCUACGCGGCGUUCAGCCUGGAAUUGCCGUCGUACCUCGCGGCGACGACGCACCCGCUCCACGACGACUUCGACAAAGAUACGGUGGCCUGGGUGCAGCGCCUCGCCAAGGGCCUCGACGCGUCGUACUUCGAGGGUCUGCGGGUGUUGGCCCAGGAAUCGCUGGGGGAAAAUGAGCACGAGAUCACGUUCGAGGCCGACGUCCGGCCAAAGGACUCGCCCGAGGGCGCCGGCGUCACGCUCCACGAGCGGUCCCGGUUCAUGAGGGAGGACGGCGUCUGGUUUUAUAGAGAGGGCCUCGACGUGUCGAGUAAGAAGAGGUAG
This is a messenger RNA of Pelagomonas calceolata, 704 nucleotides long. The record is from the annotation of a GenBank genome assembly. NCBI's taxonomy places the organism in Eukaryota, Pelagophyceae, Pelagomonadales, Pelagomonadaceae.